Drosophila serrata is the source of this 3976-nucleotide messenger RNA. It is a transcript of the gene Dif, whose product is annotated as Dorsal-related immunity factor. Gene Ontology annotation, biological process: cellular response to stress; canonical NF-kappaB signal transduction; innate immune response. Gene Ontology annotation, molecular function: RNA polymerase II cis-regulatory region sequence-specific DNA binding; DNA-binding transcription factor activity, RNA polymerase II-specific. Gene Ontology annotation, cellular component: cytoplasm; nucleus. Lineage: Eukaryota; Metazoa; Arthropoda; Insecta; Diptera; Drosophilidae. The record is from RefSeq and is a predicted model, not a curated record.
UGGGUUUCGCCUCACCAUUUAUAACGCCGAUUUAGUUGAUUUAAUCGCCUCGCAUAUCGCAUAUUGAGCAAGUCGCACGCGACUAUAUAGCCGCCUGUGUAUUAGUUAAUUAUACGCGACACGACAACUACAAAGUGAACUACAGAUGUGUGUAUAAAUCAAUGUCCGCUCCUAACUGCUGCGGCUGCAGUGCCAAUCAUAAAAUAAAUAGAAAUAAAAAACAAAAACAGAAAGAAACAAUAAAACAGCUACGGCGUUAGCUUUGGCAACUCUUGUUUUUGUUUUUCAAUUUUUUCACAAUUUGGCGCGCUGUUUGUGACUAAGCUUCAUGCUUAUCGCGCAGACAAACAAAAAUAAAAGCAAGUGUGUAAUAAUAAAAUUUAAAAUAUUAAUCAAUUACACGUGUCAGCGAAACAAAGAGAUAAUUCGCCCGCAAAGUGCAUUCGAAACGAAGUCAAAAUAAAUUCAAGCGAAUCGCAAAUUAAAACUAAUAAAGUUGUUUUUGCAAACAGCAUAAACUCCCCUAAAAGGCAAUCAACAGUGAAAUCCAAUGGCUGAGGAGGAGUACUUGGGCGAUUUAGAGGAGAUUAUCAAUGCCAGCAUGGGAGUGAGCGGAGGCGGAAAUGGAGGAGCCGCAGGAGGAGGAGGAGGCGGUGGAGGUCAUCACAUACUAUCGCAGUCAACUUCGUUGCCGGUGAUGCCGUCACACCUGCCGCUCCACUUGCUGAAUCAGAGCCAGACGCCGCCGCCAAAGCCAAGUGCCAAGAGUGGACCCCACUUGCGCAUCGUGGAGGAGCCGACGAACAAUAUAAUCCGCUUUCGCUACAAGUGCGAGGGACGCACUGCCGGCUCCAUACCCGGCAUGAACUCGAACUCCGAGAAUGGGAAGACCUUUCCCACGAUUGAGGUAUGCAACUAUGAUGGUCCCGUUGUCAUCGUGGUGUCCUGCGUGACCAGCGAUGAACCCUACCGACAGCAUCCCCACUGGCUGGUCAGCAAGGAGGAGGCGGAUGCCUGCAAGUCGGGUGUUUACUCUAAGCGUUUGCCUCCAGAGGAGCGCCGAUUGGUGCUCCAAAAGGUGGGCAUCCAGUGUGCCAAGAAGCUGGAGAUGCGCGACUCCCUGCUGGAGAGGGAACGCAAGAAUGUGGAUCCCUUUGGAGCCAAAUUCGAUCACAAAGACCAGAUUGACAAGAUCAAUAGGUACGAGUUGCGACUGUGCUAUCAGGCCUUUAUCACAGUGGGUCACACACGGGUGGCCCUGGAUCCCAUUGUCUCCUCGCCAAUCUAUGGUAAGAGCAACGAGCUCACCAUCACCCGGCUGUGUAGCUGCUCGGCACCGGUCACUGGCGGCAAUGAGAUCAUUAUGCUGUGCGAAAGGGUAGCCAAGGAUGACAUCGAGGUGCGAUUCUAUGAGACGGAUGGAGAUGGACGAGAGACCUGGCAUGCCAAUGCAGAGUUCCUGCCAACGGAUGUCUUCAAACAAAUGGCCAUUGCCUUCAAGACGCCGCGCUACAGAAACCCAGAGAUUACACAGAGUGUACAUGUGGAACUAAAACUAGUGCGACCCUCGGAUGGAGCGACGAGUGCCCCGCUGAAGUUCGAGUACUACCCGAAUCCAGGUACGGUAACCUUUGCCAGGCUCCAGCGAAAGCUGAAGCGUCGCCAGGAGCUGGAUGUGUUCCAGCAGAUCCUCUCCCUUGACAGUGAAUCCGCCACAAAGUACUCGUGUCCACCGUUGGAUCUUGAGGAGGAGAACAACACGGUGUCAUCGGAUGAUCAGCAGAGUUCGGGAACGCUCAAUGAGUUCGAGAUAAUGGUAAAGAAACUGCAGAUGCAACAGCGAGGAGAGUCCCACGAAAUGGAUGGUGGAACCGUCACCGAGUAUACGGAUAACGAUAACGAACCUGACAUGGAGAUCGAACUGGAGGUGCCGCAGUUACUGCCCCAAUUGGCGGACGAUUGCACUCAGACCUCUACGCCCAUGGAGGAGAUACUGCAGCAUCCACAGCUGCAGUCACGUCCGCUGACCAAUGUGGACAAGAUCACCGAAUGGAUGAAGAGCAGCGAAUUUGAGCGAACGGAUAGCCUGACCGUGGAGAAUGGGGACACCCAAUCCCUGUCGAAUAGCACCGCUCAGACAGCCUUCACCAAUGUCAGCAGCCUGACGGCCAAUACGACCAUAACGAAUCAGCUGGAGGAGGAAGCCCAUCUGACCAACGGAUCCCGCAGGGAUACCCUUGAAAAUCCUGCAGUAAAGGAACUACCGGAGGCUGACAAGGAGCCAGAAACGGUGACAGCCAGUGCCCAGGCCUCCGUUGAUCUGGACGAGAACUUCGAUGAGACCGCCACUUACACAAGCCUUCAGAUAGCUUUCAACAAUCCCAUAGAUAUAGCUGCACCCAAGGAGAGCAGGCAGGGUGGUGGUAUACAGAUCUAUCCACCCACAAAUCCAUUUGGCUCUCUGGAUGAUGCUGAAUUAGUGGUUCUUACGAAUCCACCGGCACCCAGGAUUAAAGUGAAUGCCGCCCAGACCCCAGCCACGCCACCAGAUUCGCCUCCCCUGCCGCUGCCACCGCGUACACCUUCGCCAGAUCCCGAGCACAGAUUGCCGCCGUUGCCACCAAAGCCCCAGAGAAACUCACAGGAUCUGAGCAUUGUCAGUGACUCCAUCUCGAUAAGCCGCUCCCGAAAUGGUAGCCUUAGCUCCGCCAGAACCACACCCUCACCCAUUAUCAUAAUGCGAACUCCCGACCAAAGUCCCACCAAAAGGCAGCCCACACCAAGUGAGUCCCCGAAGAAGCGCCAGGGAUUCUUCUCUCGAUUCUUUUCCCGCCGCAAGAGUAGGGCCGAGGACGAAGAGUCCUUGACACCGGGUGCAAGUCCUAGUAAGCAAUCCUCUGGCAGAUCGAAAGCCACCACACCCACCGGCAGUAGGGAGCCAAGUGUGGCACAUUUCUCCCUAGGCGAUCCCAAUCGCAGCUCCACGAAAUCCAUGCAACCUCUGGGCAAGAGCGAAGGUCGGAAUGGAAAGCCAGUGGGUCGGAGUUCGAGCAGUGUGUCCGGCAAGAGGCCAGCACAUCUGGACGCGGAUGUGAUUCAUAUUCCCCUGAAGGGUGGCGACAGCGAGAACAGCUUGCUCCGUCCGGAGAGCUACUCGAAUGCCAGUACCUUGAGCUAUGGACGACCUCUAGACCGGAAGACCCUCAGCACCCUACAAUUGGCGGAUAUUCCCAUCAGUGAUGGUAAUAUGGAACUGGUGGCCAUUGCCGAUCGUCAGAGCAUAAGGAAUUUGUGCGAAGGUGCCUAUGGUGUGGUACUGGAUCCCAGUGUGGAUCUCUCCGAGGCUGAGCACUUUGCGCUGUACACCAGCAAGAGUCCGGAGCCACCUUUCGGCGGUGAAAUGGGUGGAGAAGGUGGAGGAGCAGGUGGCGGUCGCGAUGGAGCUGAAGCCACUGACUUCCUUAGUGCAGAUGAAAUUGCUCGACGGCUGGCGGAGGCCAAUGGAUUGCAGUAGAAAUGGAGUGAAAAAUUAAAGGGGUGAAAGGGUAACUGAUUUGUGGAGAGGAAGUAUAAAUAAAAACUAUUAAAUGUAGCUACAAAAUUUAACUUUUUAAAGGGUUUAAGCUCUUUUUAAGCUGCAUUUAAAGUUUAAUUCGGAAUAUUUCCUAAUCCACCAAAAAUCAGACCCCCCAGCACUAUCUAGUUUAUUACACACACAAAAAAAGGCACACAACUAUACAAACUAUAUCUUUUCUAGUCGUCUUUUCUCUCUUGCAGUAUUAAUUACCAAACAAAAAUAUAAUGCACAAAUUAAUUUCUAGCUUAGAAAUACCUGAGAAAUAUCUCACCGAAAAAACCAGAAUAAUUCGUUUCUAAUCACAUGAACCUCCUCCGAAUGUCUUUUUAGAAACCCUCACCCAGCACAAUCGUUCGGAGACCCGCAAAGCGGUUGAAAGCCUUAAACGCGGUCUCAUGA